This is a messenger RNA of Astrephomene gubernaculifera, 7970 nucleotides long. The record is from the annotation of a GenBank genome assembly. Lineage: Eukaryota; Viridiplantae; Chlorophyta; Chlorophyceae; Chlamydomonadales; Astrephomenaceae.
CUUUUUACGUGUAACCGAAUUGACACAGCUUACAAGAGCAGCGAUACAUUAGAAAUUCCGUCGCCAGCUUCCUUUGCAUGGAGAAGUGGCGUCCGGACGGCGGCGAAAGCCCGACUAUGUCGGAUAUAAACACGGAAGCAAGUUCUGGCUGUGAAGAUAUACUAGAUUACGAGGCAACUUCUAGUCGGCGUGGCACUUCUGCACCCAGAGGGGCAACUUCCGGGUCUCAUGGAACUUCCGGUUCUGCGUCUCAUGGUGACCCAGCACGAACGCCAUACAAGGCAUGGAGCAAAGAGGCAAAUGAUCAAUUACGAGCUUUGGUCGAGACCCAUGGCGCAAACAAGUGGACAGAAAUAGCUGCCAGCAUGCCAGGACGCACGGGCAAGAGCUGUCGCCUCCGGUGGGUCAACCAGCUGCGAGGAGACCUGCUGAUGGGUGCCUUCACCCCAGCCGAGGACCAGCGGAUCGUGGAGAUGCAGGCUACGUACGGCAACAAGUGGAGCGCCAUUGCUAAGGAACUACCCGGCAGGACCGACAACAUGGUCAAGAAUCGAUGGAACUCCUACCUCAAGCGCCGCGUGGAAAUGGGUCGGGCCAUCGCCCUGUCCCUCGGCUUGGGUUUAGGUCUGGCCCCUAAUGCCACGGUCGUUGCGACGCCUUCCGGGCAAGCCGUUGCUGCAGCGGCCGCGCUGCAAUCCCAGCCUGAGCCACACGCCCAGCUGCAGCAUAGGCCUCCGGCUGCCGAGAAGACGGCGACGACGACGCAAUCUCCGCGGCGGCGCCGCAGCCAUGACGGCUGGUCGAAUGCCGCCGGCGAGGGCCGGGAGCGGCAGCGGCGCAGCAUCGAGCACCAGGUGUGCGGCCCGACAGCCAGCGCCCCGGCCAUCUCCAGUGUCUCGGGUGGGGGCCGCAGCGGCGGGCGCCGACGCAGCAGCAGUCGAGGAGCCGGCAGUCGUCAUGGCGGCAGCCGGGCGUCGGGUGACGGUAGCCUACCGCCGGCGAUGCCUAACGCAGGUGUAGCGGUCAUGCUCCCAAGCGUCAACCCUGUGACUGCGUUGGUGGGCGGCGGGACUGCUGCUGCUGUGGCCUGCAGCAGCCCCUUUGCAGCGCUCUACACGGCUGUUGCCUCGGCACCCCAGACCGCAGCCGCCCUCCCGGCGCCCGUGGUUGCGGCCUCGGCGCCGUCUCAGCCGGUGGCAGCGGUACCCGCGCUGGCGCCGGCGCCCCUGCCGUACACCUUGUGCCACCCGGCGCCUGUCCUGGGUGUGCCUGGCUUCAUGCCCAGCACUGCGGGAGCCGCGGGGGCUGUGCAGGCCAGCGUCGCGGGUCUGUCGCCAGCCCCGUCUGCAGGCCCCACGCAAGCUGCUGCCCCUGCUGCUGCCCCCAGCGGGUACCCAAUGGGAUCGCUGCUGCCGGGCGGCAUGGCGUCAAGCUCGGCUCAGACACCGCCCCCGGCACCGCUGGGUACCUCCGCUGCUGGCAACACCCCACACAGUGCGACCCCAGCCCCCACACCACAGCCACAGCAGCUUGGCAUGCAGCUAGGUGGCUUUGGAGGCGUGACGGGUGUUGCCGUGAACUACACCCCCGCGCUGCCAGUUAACGUUGCGGGCUUUGGUAGCGUCUCGGGCGCGCAGCUACCGCCGCUGCAACCUCAGCAGCAGCAGCACGUGCUUGGGCAGUGGAUGCAGCCGAUGGCUCCGGCACAGCCCCCGGCAGCAGCAGCAUCUGGGUUUGCGGGUACACAAGGGACACAACAGCAGCAGCCGCAGCAGCCGCAGCAGCAGCUGGACGCUCGGGCGGCCCUGCAACAGCAACAGCAGCAGGUGAUGCCUCCCCCGCAGCCACAGCAACAGCAGCCGCAGGUGUUGCCUGCGCCUCAGCAGCCCCAACAGACCCAGCCACAGCCGCAGAUCCAACACCCCCAGCUACUGCAACACCCACAAAUGCCACAGCUGCAACAAUAUCAACCACAGCAGCCCUUGCCGCAACAACAGCCCCACAUGUUUGAACCUCAGCAGCAGCAGCAGCUACAGCAUUCGCAACUGCAGCAGCAACCGGUGCAGCAGCAGCAGCAACAAUUGCCGCAGCUGCCGCAGCAGCAACCCGUGCAGCAGCAGCAGCAGCCGCUUCCACUGACGUUGUUGGCAAACUACGGGCAUGCGGCUAGCCUUGCGCAACCCCAACCUCUUCCUCAGGCCCCCCAAGCCGCACUGCAGCCGCAGUCCCAGCCCUCGCAGCCCCAGCCCCAACCCCAACCCUUCAUGCCACAGCCACCACCACAACCGCAGCAGCAGCAGCCUGCGCCGGCACCACCCGUGCUGCAGGUGGAGCGGGAUGGCAUCAAUGCGCAGCGGCUGGCCCUGCUGCAGCAGUACUUCAUGAAGCACCUGCCGGCGGAGCAGGCCGCCAUUGCUGCCGCGGCCGCGCUGAACCUCUUCCACCAGACGGCAGCGGCAGAGCAGCGCAUGGCUGCAGCGGCAGUGCAGCAGCAGCAACCAGCCCAGCAGCCGGCGGCUUCCACCUCGGCCUUGGUGGGGGCUUCGCUGCCGACACAGGCAGCAGCAACGGCGGCGGCGCUGCCGCCACCGGCACCCUCUGCGGCGCCGGCGGCAUCAGCGACGGCUGGUCUGCCUCCCUUGCACUCCGCUUCCGCCAGCAGGCCUCUUGCCGCCCCGCCGCCAUCCAUGCCCAAGCCCAUCGUCUCGGCCUUUUCCUCCCUUAGCGCGCAGCGUGGAGACGCCGCUGCUGCUGCUGCCGCCGACAGCGCGCUUCCGAACAAGCGAAUGCGGACGUCCCUAGAGCGCCGUGCCACGGCGCCAGCUGAGGCGCUGAACGCGCUGGAAAUCCGCUCCGACUCCCCGCGUCGCCCCUUGGCUCGCACGUCCGGGCUGGAGCGUGAGCCAUUGGAGCCCUCCCUCAUCGCGCUGCGUCAUGCGGGCUCGGGAUCCCUGCGUAGCACUGGAGGGCUGGGCCUUUCCCGGCGUGGCUCCCUGGAACCAGGAUCCGAAACCAGCUCUGGAUCCAGUCGCGGCCCGCGGGUGACCCUAGCCAGCCGCUUGCAGCAGCUAGAGCAGCAGGAGCAGGCAGCUGCGCAAGCAGCAGCGGCUGCUGCGGCCGCCGCCGCGGCAGCACAAGCUGCGGCCGCGGCUGCGGCUGCUGCAGGCCCAGCUUCCGGGCUGCACCAUGCGAUGCCCGGCAGCGGCGGGCUGCACCUUUCGGAGCUGCUGCUGGCGCCGCCCAUUCGGGAGCACCGCACCCCGCAGGAGCUCUUCAUCAUGAGCUCCGGCUCCACCAGUUCCAGCGGCUCCCCGCCGUCCAUACUCAGCGAGCCGCAACAGCAGCCUCAGCAGCAGCAGCAGCCGAUGUUGGUUCCUCAGCCAGCACCUACCUCGGCACCUGGUUCAGCAAGGGAGGCUUCUUCAGCCGCCGCUGCUGCCGCAGCGGCGGCGGCAGCGUCCGCUGCCAUCAACGCUGCGACCUCUGCAGUGGUUGCCAACGGUGGGGGGGGUUUUAGCAGCUGGCCGCUGCCCUCCGACUCCUCCGCGCCUGCCAGCUCUGGCUCGGGCGAGACGGGCAGCCCAGGCGCCAUGUCGCAGACCCCGGAGACGCAGCACACCAGCAUGCAGGCUCCCUCGCCGCCUGUUCCUUCCUCCACGCCGGCACCGGCAGGCGGCAGCAUGGACGUGCUUGCAGCACUGGGGCUUAACUUUUCCAGCAUGCCGCCUCCGCCACCGCCGAUGGCACCGCCGCCGCAACCCGCUCCCCAGAUGUCCAUGCAGCCGCAGCCGGCAGCGGCGGCCCAGAUGCAGCAGCAGCAGCAGGAGCCCCGGCCGCAGCAGAUGCUGCACGCCAGCAGCGGUGGCAGCAUGGCCGCUCACAUGGCGCCCGGGGCGGCGCCAACAGCGACCACCGGCGUCUACCCGCAACCACAGAAUCCCAGCACGCAACAAGGUCACCACUACCACCACCAGCAGCAGCUGCAUCAGUUUCAACCACAGCAACCACAGCAGCAGAGCAUUCCUCAGCAGCCGCAGCAGCAGAUGCAGCAGCACCCUUUCGCUACACUGCAGCCGCUGCCCCAGGCCGCUACCAUGGCUCAAGCUGCACCUCCGACUGCUCCGGCGCCCGCGGGUGGCGCUUUGGACUCGAUGGUCUGGGAAUCCUCGGGACAAACCCACAACACCACGGGGGCUCAGGCGCCGCAGCAGCAACCCAGCCUUGAGAGGCAGCAAGGCUGGGGAUCCAUGGCGCCCACACCCGCUCCUCCCCCAGCUUCCCCCUUCACUGCCGCCGCGGCGGCGCAUGGAGGCAGCGCCGACCCCAGUGUCGGUCCUGCGGGGGGGGCUCCCCGUGUGCACUUUGAACUGCAUGUGCACUUUGAGCAACACUCGCACCAGCAGCUGCAGCUACAGCAGCAGCCUUCUCUGGGGCAGCAGCAGCAGCACCAACAGCAGCAGCUGCAGCUACCACAGCCACCACAGGAACAGCAGCAGCAGCAACAACAACAGUCCUCACUUCUUCACCACAACGACUCCAUCUCGGCCUUCAACACGGCUCACGACAGCGAGGCUCUGGACUUUUUGGAUCUGGGCGGUCCGGGCCUGCACCUGCUGGGCGGGCUGCUUGCUGACUCGACCAACAACAUGAGCAACCCGCUGGGCAUCCCCACACCGGUGGACAUGUCUCCGCUGACUGGCAGCAUGAGCGACCUGGCUGCGGCUGCUGGGGGCGGCGAGGCGGUCGAGACUCUGGCGCCACCAUCACAGCAACAGCAGCAGCACCAGCUGCAUCAUCAUAGCCACCACGACCAUCGUCAUGCAGCCCAUCUCCAUCACCACCAACAGCACCACCAACAGCAAGCCAACCAGCUGCUGCAGCAGCACCAGCAGCAUGAGGGGAGUGAAGGCGGUGGCGGCGGUUGCGGUGGCAGCGAUGCGGACGUGGGGCAUGCGGCGGCGGCGGAUUGGCACCUGGAGAGCUUUAUGGACGAGGAUAAGGCACACAUGAUGCCGUGGACUCCUGACCCGCAUGCCUGCAUGGGCGCCGACGGUGGGGGUGGUUUGGUGGGCGGGUGCGGAAAUGGCGGCGGUCAUGGCCACGAGGAGACUGGUAGUGUUGGUGGUCUGGCGGGCGGCUUUGGCGCCCUUCACCGGUGUUAAUGGCUUGGCAUGGGAGGAGGAUGUUGAUCAGGCACAGGCGCCCAAGAGCGCGGAUGAUGUUUUUGCGGUUUGCAGCAAUAUUCCUUAAAUAGUACUUGUAUUUGGCAUAUCGUUGUGGUUUCGGGUGUGGAUGCCCAUCGUUGGUUGGCUUGACACAUUGCGUAUUCUUGGGUGUCGGCGUGAAUGGGCCGGGGCAAAGGAUUUGUAGACGCCAUAGCGUUAAAACUACUGGGGUAAUAAAGCGCUGGCGGUUGGGGAAGCUGGUCUGCGGUGGCGCCCGCAACGGGCGUUUGCGUUCUCCCAAAGCGGGUAAAGCGUUUCGCUGUUUGGCUGUUUAUUCUUUGGUUUAUUCCGGGUUGUUUGGUCUUCAACCCACGGCCUUUCUGGAUGCUGGCCUGUCAGGUAAAGCGGCUCACAGGAACGCAAUAAGCCAUUGCUGAAGGGUUUCCAUCUUUAGUUUGUUUUUUGCUUGGGAAUUACAACUCAAGUACGAUGGUAAUGGUUGGAUAAAUGGAUGGAUAAAUGCGGUGUGCCCGUGCCGGGCCCGUCACGACAUAAAAAAAGCUGCCAAGCAACGUUCAAGCGGAUGCGCGCGACGUUUCACCUUUUUUUGUUUAACCGGGUUUUGAUCGCGUUUUGGUUCUCGAUCGAUGGCUAGGUAGGAGUAGCAGGAGGAGGAGGGCGGUGGCUGUCUGGGGCUUGCAUGGAUUGCAUAAGCCCGGUGGUUGGGAGAGCUCAAGAGUGCGUAGGUUUGUGCGGCCCAUCCCGUCACUGGAUGAAAGCUGCAAGUGGUGCCUGGUUUUGGGGCAUGCAAGAGGCAAGAAUGGAUAAUGAGGGUUGGUAUGGCAUUCGGGUGGCUAUCUUUGCUAGUGAGUAAUCGGCUAGUAGGUUGCAAAGACAAGGCCGUAUGCCAAAGGGGCGGGACGUGCGCAGGGGGCGUGCCGCAACAUGCGACGUCUACCUGGCUCGUCCGGUUCCGACACCUGAUUAUGGACGACCAUUGCUGUCAAGUUAGCGAUCGCCGCAACGGCACGUCUUGGUUUGUCGGGUACCCUUCUGACUCACUGCGCAUCCGUGGUUUCUUCUCGUACGUACGGCACCUAAGGCAUGCGUGCACGAGCGCUAUGCCUUUCAACAAGCCGUUGCAGCGUGCGGACUGCUGCUGCUGUUGCCCGGCGUGACGCAACUUCAUGCGUAGCUGGGCGGAUGGUUUUGUCGAAAGAGUGUGUGUUUCACAGGUCUUGCUGCUAUCGAAUGUCGGGAGUGGAUGGGUGAGACUUGCUGUCUUGUUCGGCGAAUGCAACAGGGGCAGAUAUGGAAUAUAGCAGUAUCUGCUGCCGUGUGUGCUUGUGGAUGUGCGGAUUAUGGACGGUCGCACAGCAUUGCCGUAGCGCAUAUUGCCCACCCCAAAUGUGCGUGGGUAUCGCAACUUUGGCGGUGCUGAAAAAUACAGACCUCGUAAUUUGCGGUAGUGUGUACUGCGCCAACCUCCUCGGCGCCUUCUGGUGUGUGUUUAUGUGUGUCUUGAUGCACGUGUAUGUGGUAAAGAGCGGUUCUUGCAGAUCGUGUAGCAACGGUAAUUUUUGCCAGCUUUGCCUUGUUAUAAAGCUAAACCGUUGUGUUUCUCCUGAGUUGUGGUAGUAUAAGCUACGGUGUGAUGUGUGGGUUGGUACUUGUUAACAACCAAGAGUGCAGGGUGAACGUGGAGGCGCGUGACAGGCGUCAGUGAUGUUCCCAUGUUUGGUGGGUUGGUUGGAUCCAUGCGAUGUGCGGUGUGUUGCGAUGUGCGGUGUGUUGCGAUUGCCCCCUUGUAUGUGUGCGGUUGUGUGUAUCAUGCAGCGUGCUGUCUUGUAGUUCCCAUUACAAAGUUUCACGCUUUGCAGUAAAUGCGCGCGCACGUGUGUCGUCACCCUCCAUGUCCUUCGUGCCGUUCAGUGCUAUCGUCCGCCCCAUGUGCUUUUGCGUGUGUGCAGCUGCCGUGUUAUGUAAAGCCGCUUGCUUGCUAUAUAAGCAUAUACCGUAACGUUUGAGUGCAUGCCUUCAUCUGACCGCGGCAUCAAUGAUGUUGGGAAUGUGGGCGCUUACUUCUUAACGCUUGUGUCUCAAGGAAAAUAUGAGUGGUAUGUCUUGAGGAGUACGUGGUUUGGUGGCACGGUCGCUUUUGUGCCGUCCUGACUUCCGCUCCCUUGCUGGCUUGGGUGUGUAUGCGUGUGUGGAGUGUUGGAUCGCUUAAUCACUUGAUGGCUUGCUAGCUUGAGCGUGUUGUAUAUACUUGACAGCGUGCACUUGUACGCACGGCGGUGUUUCAGUAGGGCGCAUUCGAUCCGCGAGCAUGACGUAGGCCGGGCCUAUGCGUUACGCCCAUCUUGCAUGCAUAUGCGCGUGUAUGUGUGCGUGUGCGAUGACAAAUGAGCAACGACCGGAGAACUGCAUGUUACAGCGAGACUUAUACGUGCAUAUAUCGGCAUGUGCUUUGAGAGGCUCACCGUCUUGUCGUGUUCUGAUGCACCGCCGCUUUGCGUGCUGCUGCUGCUGCUGGUUGUUGUAGUGCUGAGACGAUCUAUAUGCACCUGGGAAAAGUAUUGAGAGUUCUGCAUCUUGUCUCUCUAAAGAGCUGUAUACGAUACGAUAUGCGCGUGUUUGGACCAAACAUGGACUGUUCUUGUAUGCUAUGGGUUGUGUGCUCCUAACCCUCCGGUGAGUUGUGAGUUUGAGCUUGUAUGGGUAGCCUCGUAAGCGAGUGUAUGUAGUGCGAAGCAUAUACAUAAUUGAAAGAAAAUGUGCUUGACGUGGAAAGAAAGAGAUUCC